AUGGCGAAGAUCGCCCCCGACGGAUAUUUAAUCAACGCUAUCCUAGUCAAUGGUCAAACCCCUGGACCAGUCCUCUCUGCACAGAAGGGCGAACGGUUUCAAAUAAAUGUCACGGAUUUGUUGGUGGACGAGUCGAUGAAUAAGAGCACGAGCGUGCAUUGGCAUGGAAUCAAGCAGCAUGGAUCGGCUGACGUGGAUGGAACAGCCAUGGUGACUCAGUGCCCCAUCGCGUCUGAGCAUUCGUUCACGUAUGACUUCACGCCAGCAAAUCAGAGCGGGUCAUUUUGGUAUCAUUCACAUUUCCAGCUCCAGUACUGCGAAGGUUUGAGAGGAGCCUUGGUCAUCUAUGACCCGUUGGAUCCCUAUCGGAGCUUGUAUGACACUCGACCAUCAUUACUCUCAUGGACUGGUAGGAUCAUCAGCACUUUUACUACGUUGACUGAACCAUUUGGUGAAAGGUACCAUGUGAACGAUUACGAUGUCGGCUUUACCGAUACUCCCGCUUCAAUUCUCAUUAAUGGCGCGGGCCGUUAUGAAGGUGGACCACCGGUACCUCUUUCUGUCGUGACUGUCGUGGCGGGAGGACGCUACCGUAUUCGGUUAAUGAAUAUGGCAUGCAAAUCAAACUUCGUGUUUACGAUUGACAACCACAUUUUUACAGUCAUUGAGGCGGACAGUGACUACACAACGCCUCUGGAAGUUGACUCAAUCCAGAUUUUGGCUGGGCAACGAUACUCUUUCAUCCUGGUUGCAAACCAGCCGAUCGACAACUACUGGAUUCAUGCGAUGCCCAAUUAUGAUACGACCUUUGCAGGAGGUCUCAACUCUGCGAUACUUAGAUAUGCUGGAGCUCCAACACUGGAUCCCGUCUACAGAAAUUGGAAUACGACCAAUCCUUUGUUGGAACAGAACUUGCACGCGCUGGUGGACCCAGCAGCCCCUGGUGCCGCGGAUACUGGUGCCGCGGACGUGACAAUAAACCUAGAAAGCGUAUGGGAUGACAACCUUAGAUUUCUCAUUAAUGGCUACACCUAUACCCCGCCCUCCACUCCGGUCCUACUGCAAAUUUUAAACGGCGAUUUGAAUGCCUCUGAGCUGAGUCCCAAUGGAUCGGUUUACACCUUGCCUGCCAACAAAACCAUUGAACUGUCUAUACCCGGCGGACAGCCUGAGGGACCGCAUCCUUUCCACUUACACGGACACGCCUUCUCUGUUGUAAGAAGCGCUGGAAGUGACGUCUACAACUAUAAUAAUCCUGUCCGACGGGAUACGACGAGCAAUGGUGUAUCAGGCGACAAUGUGACGAUUCGCUUUAGAACCGAUAAUCCAGGGCCAUGGCUCUUUCACUGUCACAUCGACUUCCACUUGGCAGAGGGUAUGGCUGUGGUCUUCGCAGAGGAUACCAAAGAUAUUGCAUCAGACGUAAACGUAACAAGCACAUGGAAGCAGUUAUGCUCGACCUACGACGCCUUGUCUCCAACGGAACAAAUCGUGGAGCGGCAUCGCCGACAUCAUAAGAAGCAUCAGAUAGGUCAUUGA
Molecule: messenger RNA, 1539 nt
Organism: Suillus subaureus
Lineage: Eukaryota; Fungi; Basidiomycota; Agaricomycetes; Boletales; Suillaceae
Product: laccase T2 copper depleted
Exons: 13
Coding region: 1-1539 (512 amino acids)
Molecular function (GO): oxidoreductase activity; copper ion binding
Source: RefSeq, a predicted model, not a curated record